Phragmites australis (common reed) is the source of this 2598-nucleotide messenger RNA. RefSeq names its product DEAD-box ATP-dependent RNA helicase 37-like. Gene Ontology annotation, molecular function: RNA helicase activity; RNA binding; ATP binding. NCBI's taxonomy places the organism in Eukaryota, Viridiplantae, Streptophyta, Magnoliopsida, Poales, Poaceae. The coding region runs from base 399 to 2309 and encodes 636 amino acids. The record is from RefSeq and is a predicted model, not a curated record. Gene Ontology annotation, cellular component: nucleus. The transcript has 7 exons.
GUCCGCCGGGCCUCUCGUAUAACUCCUCCUCUGGUCGCCUUUCGGCACUGCUCCUGUUCGUUGUUGCUUCGUUUCGGACUCUUCCUCCUCUCGCCCCUCUCCUCCGCUUCGGCUUCUCUAGGGUUUCUCGCAGCGCAUCCACCCCGCAGCCAUCAACCAAUCCGCCCCGCUUCCCUAGGGUUCCUCCACCGGCACGCGUCCGAGUCCACCGCUGGCUUCUGCGGGCUGUCUCCGCCGCCCCCCGCGCAGAGCACGCCUCCGUCCAGAUCCAGGCUCACUCGUCGUCGUCCGCGUCUUCACUGGCGUGGAGUGGAGAUCCGUCCGGGCUUGGAUUGGUUUCCCCUUGUCGGUCUUAGCGAUCAGCAGUCGCACCUUCAUCAGAGGCCUUUUGCAAAAUUAUGCGAUCUUCAUGGGCUGAUUCAGUUGCGAACGCCGAGGAAUCGGCGCCCGCGACUGUUCCUGCUGCUGCUCCUGUUGCUACUCACCAGAACUCGCGCCCCGCCCUCAGGGCAUACGUUCCUCCUCACCUCCGUGGCCGUUCAGCUGGUCCUCCCUCUGAGAACCAGGUGCCAUCUUCGGUGCCUGCUCCAGCUCCAGGACCAGCUGACGUACGGCCAGCUGCUGUGCAGCCUUCUGGGUACGCAGCUGCUGUUGGUGGCGGCAAUCGUUGGGGUGGCCCUACUGGCAGUGGUGGUAGCAGCACUGUAGGUGGUCCGCGCCAGGGUGGUGGCGGUGGCCGUAGCGGUUGGAACUCCCGCCCUGGAUGGGACCGCAGAGAUCGUGAACCAAACCCUUUUGCUGAUAGCGAGGCUGCAGAUGUUGAUUUUGAGAGUCUGGAGAACACGGGCAUCAACUUUGAUGCAUAUGAGGAUAUUCCUGUGGAGACAAGUGGCCAUGACGUCCCUCCAGCAGUUAACACAUUUGCAGAGAUUGAUUUGGGUGACGCGCUGAAUGAGAACAUACGGAGGUGCAAGUAUGUGAAGCCAACACCGGUGCAGCGACAUGCCAUUCCGAUCUCCAUUGCAGGUCGGGAUCUCAUGGCCUGUGCUCAGACAGGGUCUGGAAAGACCGCAGCCUUCUGUUUCCCGAUCAUCAGUGGUAUCUUGAAAUCAAGGCCACCCCAGAGGCCAAGAGGUUCAAGGUCUGCAUACCCUUUUGCGCUGAUAUUAUCCCCUACCCGCGAGCUAUCUGUGCAAAUUCAUGAAGAAGUGAAGAAGUUUUCAUACCAGACUGGUGUUAGGGUGGUUGUUGCAUAUGGUGGAGCACCAAUACAUCAACAGUUGAGGGAAUUGGAAAGAGGUGUUGAAAUCCUUGUGGCAACUCCUGGUCGUUUGAUGGAUCUGCUAGAGAGGGCUAGAGUAUCACUACAAAUGAUUAAGUACUUAGCUCUUGAUGAAGCUGAUCGAAUGCUCGAUAUGGGGUUUGAGCCACAGAUACGCAAAAUUGUUGAGCAGAUGGACAUGCCUCCUCGUGGUGUGAGGCAGACGAUGCUGUUUAGUGCUACUUUUCCAAAAGAGAUACAGCGGCUAGCUUCAGAUUUCCUUGCAGACUACAUCUUCCUUGCUGUUGGAAGAGUUGGUUCAAGUACUGAUUUGAUUGCUCAGAGGGUGGAAUUUGUCCUUGAAGCAGACAAAAGAAGUUACCUCAUGGACCUUAUUCAUGCACAAAAAGCUAAUGGUUCUCAUGGGAAGCAAGCUCUCACCUUGGUUUUUGUGGAGACAAAGAGGGGAGCUGAUGCUCUGGAGGAUUGGCUGUAUAAAAACGGGUUCCCUGCGACAAGUAUUCAUGGCGACCGAACACAACAGGAAAGAGAGUAUGCACUGAGGUCGUUUAAGAGCGGAGCAACUCCCGUACUUGUUGCAACUGAUGUGGCUGCUCGUGGACUUGACAUACCACAUGUUGCCCAUGUUAUUAAUUUUGACCUCCCAAAUGAUAUAGAUGACUAUGUUCAUCGUAUUGGGAGGACAGGACGAGCAGGGAAAUCUGGUUUGGCAACGGCCUUUUUCAAUGAGGGCAACUUAUCAUUGGCAAGGCCAUUAUGUGAACUAAUGCAGGAGUCUAACCAGGAGGUCCCUCAAUGGCUUGAGCGCUAUGCCGCCCGUUCUUCAUAUGGAGGUGGUGGAGGUAGAAACCGACGAUCAGGUGGUGGUCGAUUUGGUGGUCGUGACUUCCGCCGGGACCGAGACUUCAGGGGCGGCGGCGGCGGCGGUGGCGGCGGUGGAGGUUACGGUGGUGGUGGUGGUGGUUAUGGAGGUGGUGGAUACGGGGGCAGCUAUGGUGGUGGUGGCGCAACUAGUUCCUGGGACUAAAUACUGAUUCCCAGGUCAUGAGAAUUGAAACUAAAGGAUCGUAUUCUAUUGACUUAACUGAAAACAGAUAUUGAGUUUGUAGUUUACCCUAGGAUGGUUGGUAUGGUGCUGGAGAAGCCCCCCUUUGACCUAUUUAUGUUGGUUAUCGCAGUGUCUGUAUCCCUGUGCUGGGCUUUUUCUUACUGUGUAAUGUCCAGGUGGGGUAAUUGUCCUCUUGUUCUUUUGCCACUCACUGUGCCUCAGUAGUUUUGGAUGCUGAGUAUUAUUGGGCGGUUGGAGGUUAGCAUUA